Salvia hispanica is the source of this 615-nucleotide messenger RNA. The record is from RefSeq and is a predicted model, not a curated record. NCBI's taxonomy places the organism in Eukaryota, Viridiplantae, Streptophyta, Magnoliopsida, Lamiales, Lamiaceae.
AUGUUAUGUGGGAUAAGAGGUGAUGGUGUGAUACCUUUAGACUGGGUGACCAGAGUCAAGAUUGCUCUAGAUGCAGCAAGAGGCAUCGCUCAUGUCCACGGACAAGAUGAGAUGCUCGUGCUCGGAAAUAUAAAAUCCUCCAAUAUUUUCAUCAACGACCAAAAUCAUACCACUGUGGCCUUUGAUGCUGGAUUGGCAAAUCUGAUAAGUCCCGAGAGGCUGCCACAUGUACUAGAUUUAGUCUACUGUGCCCCAGAAGUAGCAAGCUCGGGGGAAGUGUCACAGGCUUCUGAUGUCUAUAGCUUUGGAGUUGUGCUGCUUGAACUUUUUUACGGAGUCUCAUCUCAAGUUUUUUCAUUGCUGCCUGAGCUGGUUCGAUCUGUUAAUCAUACCCAUGACUGGCCUGCGGAACUGGUGGAUGGCGCUUUUCUGAGGUACAGAGACAAGCAGGCGCUGGCACAAGCAUUGCAGAUGGCAGCGGGUUGUGUUGGCACAGUCGUGGAACAUAGGCCUACGAUAUUUGAAGUUGUGAAGGGGGGUAUUUUUGUCAUUUCUGUUCAAAAAUGUUCCAGUUGUAUUCAAAACACGCCGCUAAACUCUCGAACAUUUCUCUGA